Pleurotus ostreatus (oyster mushroom) is the source of this 2892-nucleotide messenger RNA. RefSeq lists its product as uncharacterized. Gene Ontology annotation, cellular component: cytoplasm. The coding region runs from base 1 to 2892 and encodes 963 amino acids. Gene Ontology annotation, biological process: post-transcriptional regulation of gene expression. Gene Ontology annotation, molecular function: mRNA binding. The record is from RefSeq and is a predicted model, not a curated record. Lineage: Eukaryota; Fungi; Basidiomycota; Agaricomycetes; Agaricales; Pleurotaceae. The transcript has 11 exons.
AUGAACGCCUCGUCUUUGGAAAAUGGGAUUGCGUCCUCUGAUAAUCGUUCUGCUUCCGACGAUAGGAAGCAAAGCCCCCCUGCAUUCUUAGAUCUGGCAGACUCGCGGGUUGAACUCAAGCGUCUCGAGCAUGAGAGGCAGCGCCUUCUCCAACGCAAGUUCUUCGAGGAUCAAAUGCGCGCCUUAGAGGUGCAGCAGGCGCAGGAAUUGCUGAGCAUCCCUUACGACCCAUCCGUCAAUGGUAACAACUUCGCUGUCUCUGCCCCCACAACGCCCCCCCGCGUCAACGCAGUUCUCAACGGCGACGCUAGCCAUGGAUAUCGUUUGGGUCGGCAACUGCCUUUGGACGCUGAGAGCCUCUCGCAAGCCGUGGGCAGUGCAGUUGCUGAUAAGCGCAAGUCGGUCACUUACGCACCCUCGGUCAACCUCUCGCCCGACCUUGCGACCACGACCAACGGGUUCACACGGAAUCCCGGUGCUAAAAGCAUGCCUGCUAGUCGCCGAACGUCCGCUAGUAGUCACGAUGAAGAAUUAGCUAGUCAAUUGCAGGGACUUUCUUUCGGUGGCGAUCGCUCCAACAGAGCUUCCCCUGUUCCAGGAUCUAUCUCCACAUCCAUCCUAGCCAAGGGAAGUAGCCGGUUCAUACACGAUGAAGGUGCUCGCUACGCUAGUACUUAUAAUGCUGGCAUGAUGUUGGAUGAGCAGCUUGACCAAGAGAUGCACAAUGCGAUGAGACACCUCCCUACUUCUGAUGAGGAUAAGUUUGGCAACUCGUAUCCCCAGAAGACAUCAUCAGCUGCUCUUGACCUCGCUCACAUCUCGCAGGCAACGUCUCCUCAGGCUUCAUACUCUUCUCGGUCAGCGGAGCCACGUGAGAAAUCAUCUGAAUGGCCACCUUUCCCAAGCAACCCUCGUGCGCCAGAAGGCCUUUCAUCUCGCAACGAACGUCGGAAUGUCACUAGUCCUAACGUUCCAUUACACGACAUGAAACUUGCUGGCGUGGUUUCUGCAUCGGCAACACCCCUUCUGCAGCAACAUUCGCAGUCGUCUCUUCUACCAUCGUCUCGUCGUGGAUCUCCACCUUCUUUCUUGGAUACACUUGCCUCUACUCGAUCCGUCCCUGCAACACCGUUAGGUAUCCCUAGCGCGGUGCCUCACAUUCUCAAGACCCCGGGAACCCCACGCACUCCUGAUACAGGAGUGUUGAGUGCUCGCAUUACUUCACAUGGCUCUUCCUUUGGUGACCAUAGCCCCAUCAGUGCAAGCGACCUAGGUGCUUCGUUGUCCCGCCUUCCGUCUGGCCAGUUUGAUGGUAGCUAUAGUCCUAAUGGCUCAGCCCUUGAUGACUCCAUGCAGUAUGGCGUUGAUUCUAUGUAUGGUAUGAACGGCGGUGCGUACGGGCGUGCCACAUCUGCGAACAGCACGAAGAGUGGUUCAACAGCGUUGUAUCACCACAAUGGCUCGCGGUAUGGUCUUAGUGCUCCAGCCAGGCCUAGUGUCGGUGGCCCAGAUAGCAAGAUGGGUGGGCUUCACGGCCCUAAACACAAGCGCGGAGACAUCGACAGGGAAUUCAACCGCUUUGCAGGCACUCGAUUGGAAGAUCUCCAAGGGGAAAUAGCGACUAUGUGCAAGGAUCAACACGGCUGCCGUUUCCUACAGAAAAAAUUAGAAGAAGGCGUACCAGAGCAUCGGGAUAUGAUCUUCCGUGAGACUUUCAACCAUUUCCCAGAGCUAAUGACUGAUCCCUUCGGUAACUACCUCUGCCAGAAGCUCUUGGAGUAUUCUACGGAUGAACAACGCAACUUGAUUUGCGAGUCCGUUGCACAAGAUCUGACUGAUCACCGAUACAAUGCUCAGAUCCAUUCUAUCAUUCUUGCGCUAAGCUUGCAUGUCGUUGUCCUGAUCAAGGAUUUGAACGGGAACCACGUUAUCCAGAAAUGCUUGAACAAAUUGGCACCAGAAGACAAUCAGUUCAUUUACAAUGCUGUCGCGGCAAAUUGCGUCGAGGUUGCUACUCAUCGUCAUGGGUGCUGCGUUCUUCAGCGCUGCAUCGAUCAUGCGUCUGAGAGCCAGCGGAUUCAGCUCGUCAACGAGAUCACCUUCAACGCCUUGACACUCGUCCAAGACCCUUACGGCAACUAUGUUGUCCAGUAUAUCUUGGACCUCAACGACAGUCGUUUCAGUGACGCUGUCAUCCGUCAGUUCCAAGGCAAUGUUUGUGCCCUGUCUGUUCAGAAGUUCAGCUCGAACGUUAUCGAGAAAUGCGUCCGUGUUGCAGAGCAUAGCACGCGCAAGAUGUUAAUCGAAGAGUUCCUGAAUCGUUCGCGUUUGGAGAAGCUUCUCCGCGACUCGUAUGGUAACUACUGCGUACAGACUGCUCUCGACUACGCUGAACCGAACCAACGCGCACUCCUCGUCGAAGGUAUCCGACCUGUCCUUCCCCUGAUUCGCAAUACGCCGUACGGCAAGCGCAUUCAGAACAAACUGCAACGUGAGCAGAUGGAUCAAUUACAAGGUUUCAAUCAACAGGCGCUCACCAUGGCACUGGGCACUUCAGGUAUUGGUGGACACGGCGCAGCGCGCCAUGUUCCCCAGGCGAUGCACCCUUCGGCGGAGCUCUAUGCUACACAAAAUGGCAUGUACCAGAUGCAGCAAGGCGCCGCGUCGUAUAGCCCCGUCCAUCUGACGCCGCAAAUGCACUCGCUCCAAGCGCAGGGCAUCGAUGGAUAUGUCCUUCAAGGCGGGUCCCCGCAUGCCUCUGGGCUUCCCGCGCCUGCCCACCUCGGGGGAUUCUCGAACUCCUUUGCAGGCGUAAGCCCCUUCGCUGGUGUUGGCCUUGCUGGCCCUAUCGCUGAUCCGUACCAGAGGUCCUCCUUUGGCUACGGGAUGUAA